This is a messenger RNA of Carya illinoinensis, 1362 nucleotides long. Its product is annotated as probable mannitol dehydrogenase. The coding region runs from base 112 to 1197 and encodes 361 amino acids. The transcript is spliced from 5 exons. NCBI's taxonomy places the organism in Eukaryota, Viridiplantae, Streptophyta, Magnoliopsida, Fagales, Juglandaceae. Gene Ontology annotation, molecular function: cinnamyl-alcohol dehydrogenase activity; zinc ion binding. The record is from RefSeq and is a predicted model, not a curated record. Gene Ontology annotation, biological process: lignin biosynthetic process.
ACACAUCUUUCCCUUGUUCUACACCCAAGUUCUGUGCAUAAACUCUCCCUCAUUUGUUAAUACUACUUCUAUUGGUUCAUUGUCGCUUUAGAGAAAAAACAAAGAAAAUCAAUGGCAAAAACACCAGAGGAAGAGCACCCCAUCAAGGCGGUUGGAUGGGCAGCCAGAGAUUCUUCUGGCGUCCUUUCACCUUUCAAAUUCUCCAGAAGGGCAACUGGAGAAAAGGAUGUAAGAUUCCGAGUUCUUUACUGUGGGAUAUGCCACUCGGACCUUCACAUGGUCAAGAACGAAUGGGGCACAUCCAUAUACCCACUUGUCCCUGGGCACGAAAUUGUUGGGGAAGUGACAGAAGUGGGGAGCAGAGUGAAGAAAGUUAAAGUAGGAGACAAAGUGGGAGUAGGAUGCGUUGUUGGUGCAUGCCACUCCUGCGAGAACUGUAACAAUGACCUUGAAGUUUACUGUCCAAAAAUGAUAUUAUCCUACGGUGCGUGUUACUACGAUGGAACAGUUACAUACGGAGGCUACUCAGACACCAUGGUAGCUGAUGAGCGCUACAUCCUCCGAUUCCCUGAAAACAUGCCACUUGAUGCUGCUGCUCCUCUCCUUUGUGCUGGAAUCACAGUUUAUAGCCCAUUGAAAUAUUAUGGGUUAGCAGAGCCAGGUAAACACAUUGGGGUUGUUGGCCUUGGUGGGCUUGGUCAUGUGGGUGUUAAAUUUGCCAAAGCUUUUGGAGCAAAAGUGACGGUAAUUAGUACCUCCUCUAGCAAGAAAGAUGAAGCUUUGGAACAUCUUGGUGCUGACUCAUUUUUGCUUAGCUCUAACCAAGAACAAUUGGAGGCUAGCCUAGGCACGUUUGAUGGUAUACUAGAUACAGUAUCUGCUAUGCAUUCGAUUUUACCCUUAAUUGGUCUAUUGAAAUCACAUGGAAAGCUUGUUAUGUUGGGUGCACCAGAGAAACCGCUUGAGCUACCCGUCUUUCCUCUACUGAUGGGAAGGAAGAUGGUUGCGGGUAGUGCAACCGGAGGAAUGAAGGAAAUUCAGGAGAUGAUAGACUUUGCGGCAAAACACAACAUCACAGCAGAUAUUGAGGUUAUUCCAAUAGACUACGUUAACAAGGCAAUGGAGCGUCUUGCUAAGGGUGAUGUCAGAUACCGAUUUGUCAUUGACAUUGGAAAUAGCUUGGCUUCUUCCAACUGAAGACAACCUCAAUCAAUCGGCUUGUCUUAGUUUUCUUGUAUUUGUGUCAAUGGAUUUUUUUAAAAUAUUGCUCAAGUUUUGCUUUUAUCUCGAGCAAAACAUGAUUGUCCUUAUAAUUAAUAAACGUCGAAUAAGAAAAUAUUUGAAUUUUUCUAUUUAUCUACU